AUGGAGUACGGGGCCCUCUACUACGAGCCUCAGGAGCUUGGUUGCAUUGCUGGCACUGACACAUUCAACAGCAGACAGCUUUUUGUAUCACUCUGUUUCACUGUGGGAACAAACUGGUACCCCAUCUUUGGCUCUGGAACUAAACUGUAUGUAACAGAUGAGCCGGUAGCGAAGCCCGUGGCGAGCGUGUACCCGGCGGCGCCCAGAGCCCGCCUGGAGGGCCGGAGCGCCCUGCUGUGUCUGGCCUCGGCCAUGUUUCCCCCUGUGGUCCGGUUCUCCUGGAAAAGACGAAAGGAGAACGGUCCUCUGGAGGAGCCGCCCCCCGCUGAGACAGAGCAGCUGGAGUUCAGAGAGUCGGGACGCGCCGCCGCCAUCUUGCUGAUCCAUCAGCCGGAGAGCAGCACAUAUAAUUACAUCUGCUACGUCCAGCACGAGGGGGGCAAAGUGGAGGCCCCACCUGAACCAGUGUCAGUGUCCUUCCAGUCUCAGUGCAGGGUGAAGCUGCUCUUGCUGCUGUACUCAGUGCUGAUAGUGAAGAGUCUGGUGUACUGCUGUGGACUCUCUCUGCUGAUGAUCCUCAGAAACAAGGGACCGUCCACCAACUGCACACAUGCUGACUGACUGUUUCCUGCUCGCCUUUCCUCGCCAUCAGAUCUCAUCCCUUCAUCUCAUGCGUCGUCCUAAACGUACAAAUACAUACACACACAUAUAUAUCUGCAGUUACUGAGUGUAUAUUCUGUGGUAAAGUGUUAUUUUGAUCCUCUAGUUUAUUUCCGCUUUGAAUUGUGACUUUUAUAAUAACAGAAAAUGAAGCUGAAUCAUUGGCUGCCUGCUACAUAUUUUAUUGUUUGUGGUAUUUUUCUGUUCUUGUCUUUCUUUUUAAUACAUGAUGCAGAGUGUGGCAGGUUUGUCAAAUUCUUUCACUCAAACAUUCUCAAUAAAGAGAAAAAUCACAGCGUGUUUCAUGAACAACUUUGUUGUCAUGGAUUUCACUUUGGCUUCAGAGCAAAUCACCAGAAACAGAAUCAGCUUCAUCGGCCAUGUAUGUUGACAGCUACGAGUCAUUUGACUGUGGUUGUAGUCGGCUCUCCAUAAACCUUCACACAGCACCAAGAACAAAUGUAGAGGAAGACAUGAAGACGAGCACACAGCUAAACAAGGACAACAAAGCCAGACAAAGAUAAGCCAACAUCAACAUAGAGCUGUUAUAUACAAGUCAGCAGUUGGGUUGUGCCACCAGGUUCAGGGCUGACCCCCUUUUCUGACUGUGUCAGUGUGGACGUAAACCUCUACGCUGAUGACACUGUUGUUUCCACAGGUGAACAAACAGCAGAGCGAGCUGCUUUGAAGCUACAACUGACAUAAAAUGAUGACACAGCAGCUUGAUCAGAAGUCUGAAUGUUGGAAACAUGAUGGCACGAACAGAUAAAUUAGAAACUUUGUGUUGAUGUUGUAUGAAAUGUUUGAACGCUCUGAUUCUUUCCCACAUGUCCUAAUAUGUUGUGUUAUGUUCCAUGUUGACGUCUGGCUGCAGAAACUGUCAUUAAACUGUUUCCUUGACAGAGUCAAUAAAGCUGUUUGAAUGA
Messenger RNA from Chelmon rostratus (copperband butterflyfish), 1586 nucleotides. RefSeq names its product immunoglobulin lambda-like polypeptide 1. The record is from RefSeq and is a predicted model, not a curated record. The transcript is spliced from 4 exons. Lineage: Eukaryota; Metazoa; Chordata; Actinopteri; Chaetodontiformes; Chaetodontidae. Bases 1 to 621 code for a protein of 206 amino acids.